AUGAGCAUUCCCACGCCCUACCUUGUCCUUGCCGGACCCUCAUCACCUAUACUCCACAUCGAAACCAGUAUUCCCCCAUCACCCACCUCAGUACCUGUACCUCCCAAACGCCUUCGCUCAUGCCUCUCCCCCUCGCGCCGCCGACCCUCGCCCGGUCCUUUCGGUACCUCCAUGUCGAUCAUCUCCAACGCGUCCACGGAUGAGCCGAGCCUCACCUGCUCCUCAUCGCCUAUGACCAGUCGGUCAGCGAGCUUUUCAUCUCAGGAUGGAGGGGAUUAUUGGCGGCGGGGAAGGAACGUGCGCUGGGACGAGAGCGAGGGGUGUGUCUUGGCUGCAUACUACUCUACCUGGUCCGCAGAUGACUAUGACCGUUCCCCCCUCGAACCUCCCAAGCCAGAAGAGCGCGCGUGCCUCAUGCCCGCGCGUGGAUCUCGGUGCCUAUCCCCCCUCGAUUGCUUCGCCGAUCUCAACCCUGACGAGGCCUUCUUCCCUCGUCAAUCCUACCCUAUCGUCGCCGAACCCCUACCCAUCGUUACCCUUGAGGCCGCCCCGGCUCUCACUCCAGACAGGGAGGAAACCGACUGUCAAGAAGCAGACGCGGAAGACAAGGAGUGGGAAGAGUGUAUGGAGCGGCGGCGAAUGAUGUUUGCGCAAAUGUGCCGUCCUAGCGCACCUGCACAUGAGGAGGAAGAGGAGAAGGAGGAGCAAAGACGGUUCGAGGGAUAUACCAGUAUCUCGGCCAGCCUGGUCGCUUUGCUCGCUCAAUCGGGGAUUCGAGCCGAGGCGCAACAUCGGGACGUCGCUACGCCCGUCGGAACGCCCGUCGAGGUGGAAGAGGCGUAUGGCGCUUUUGGAAUUGGGGGUCGGCCAAAGAUGGUCAGGGUGGAACACCGGUUGAGGGUCUCGUCGUUGGUGGAGGAUGAGGUGGUCGAGGAGGCUGAGGAAGAUGCCGAAGAUGUCGAAGAGGACGAAGAAGAGGAGGAAGGUGGGGAGGAGCCAUCAGCGGAGAUGGUGUUUGCUGCGCUGAGGGCUAUGCGCAUGGGGCCGGGUAGGGAUAUGAGGACUGGGGCAGAGGAGAGAGAUAGAGUCGACUAG
This is a messenger RNA of Dioszegia hungarica, 1095 nucleotides long. RefSeq lists its product as uncharacterized. The transcript is spliced from 2 exons. Lineage: Eukaryota; Fungi; Basidiomycota; Tremellomycetes; Tremellales; Bulleribasidiaceae. The record is from RefSeq and is a predicted model, not a curated record. The coding region runs from base 1 to 1095 and encodes 364 amino acids.